Molecule: messenger RNA, 1582 nt
Organism: Halichondria panicea
Lineage: Eukaryota; Metazoa; Porifera; Demospongiae; Suberitida; Halichondriidae
Product: dynein regulatory complex subunit 4-like
Exons: 12
Coding region: 39-1502 (487 amino acids)
Biological process (GO): cell motility
Cellular component (GO): motile cilium; microtubule; Golgi apparatus
Molecular function (GO): small GTPase binding; microtubule binding
Source: RefSeq, a predicted model, not a curated record
UGCAAUAACAGUCCACAUGCUCGGACAAGGAACUAACAAUGCCCAAAGGUGGUAAGAAGAAAGGCAAGGGGAAGGGGAAGGGGAAGAAAGGGAAGGCUCCCAAAAAAGCUGCCGUCAUCGAUGGCAUCUCUACUGAAGACAUGACCAAGGAACAGCUUGAGGAGCAUGUACUGCGGUUGAGGGAUGAGUUGGACAGGGAGAGAGAAGAGAGAAACUUCUUCCAGUUGGAGCGUGACAAGGUCAAUUCAUUCUGGGAGAUCACUAAGCAACAGUUGGAUGAGAACAAGGCCACUGUGAGGAACAAAGAGAGAGAGUUAGAGGACUCAGAGGAAAGGCACCAGGUUGAGAUCAAGGUGUACAAGCAGAAGGUGAAGCACUUACUGUAUGAGCAUCAGAACAACAUCACUGAGCUGAAGAGAGAUGGUAGCGUGGCGGUGACACUGGAACAGAGUGACCACCAGGACAGGGAGGGAGGCCUCAUUAAGGAGAAGAGGUCUCUCAAGGUUGAGCUCAAGGAGAUGGAACUAGCUCAUCAGGAAGCUGUGAAAACUCUCAAAAUGGGGCACGAUCAAUUGACAACUAAAGCAAGGGAGGACUUUGAGAGACUGGCCGCUGAGCUCCAGUCUAAACACGAGGCCAAGAUGGCUGCUCAGAGAGAUGAGUUAGAGCUACGCAGGAAGACAGAGGUCCAUGAGGUUGAAGAGCGUAAGAAUGGUCAGAUCAAUGCUCUUAUGAAGAAUCACGAGAAGGCCUUCAGUGACAUCAAGAACUAUUACAAUGACAUCACUCUCAACAACCUGGCUCUCAUCAACUCACUCAAGGACACGGUGGAGAAGAUGAAGAAAGACUCGGAGCGUCUCGAGAAGCAGCUAGCUGAGACCCAGGCUGAGAACAGACGCCUCCAAGACCCCCUGGCCAGAGCACGGGAGGAGGUGGCUGAACUACAGAGGCAGCUAGCUAACUAUGAGAGGGACAAAGUCUCACUGGCUAAUGCCAAGGCUCGUCUGAAGGUACAGGAAUCAGAACUCAAGAGUCUGAUAUGGGAACACGAAGUACUGGAACAGAGAUUUGCUCAGAUUCAGAAGGAGCGUGAUGAUUUAUACAGCAAGUUUGUGAAGGCCAUUCACGAGGUCCAACAGAAGACAGGGUUCAAGAACCUGCUACUGGAGAAGAAGCUCACUGCACUAGCUGACUCACUGGAGAAGAAGGAGGCACAACUCAAUGAGGUCCUCUCAGCCUCGAACCUUGACCCCUCCGCUCUCACCAUGGUAACCAGGAAACUGGAGGAUGUGCUGGAUUCUAAGAAUAGUGCCAUCAGAGACCUCCAAUAUGAGCUAGCCAGAGUCUGCAAGGCCCAUAACGACCUCAUCAAGACGUAUGAGGCUAAACUAGCCACCUUUCGUGUGCCCACUGAAGAGCUAGGGUUCAGGCCUCUAAGAAGCACAGUGGCUGGACAGAGCCUGGGGCAGGGACCUGCUGGGCUAGUAGCAUCACCAUCCUAGCUAGCUAGGGACUCUAACACACCCACCAUUAAUAUUUGUUGUACUGUCAUCAUGCAGAGUGAAUUAUUGCCAAUGAACAA